Molecule: messenger RNA, 1990 nt
Organism: Paramormyrops kingsleyae
Lineage: Eukaryota; Metazoa; Chordata; Actinopteri; Osteoglossiformes; Mormyridae
Gene: qtrt1
Product: queuine tRNA-ribosyltransferase 1
Cellular component (GO): cytosol
Molecular function (GO): tRNA-guanosine(34) queuine transglycosylase activity
Source: RefSeq, a predicted model, not a curated record
UUCAUAGCGCAGGCAUAAUAUGACAAAAAUUAGCUAUCAACCAGUCGAGCAAGUAGCGAAGCGCAUUCGCCAACAUACUUCCGGUCACGUUGUUCUUACGUAGUAUAACGUUCCCAAUAUGGCCGCCUCCAUAGUCCAUGAUGCCGAGAUGAAUGUCGCAAACUUUGCCUUGUCUGCUAAGCGAGCUGUAUCAGCUCUCCCCCCUCUGGCACUGCGGAUAGUGGCGGAGUGUCCGGUGAGCAAAGCCCGGGCAUGUGAUCUCGCCCUUCCUCACUCCACGGUCAACACGCCGGUGUUUAUGCCCGUGGGGACGCAGGGAACUCUGAAGGGAAUAACGGUGGACCAGCUUGAAGCGCUCGGAUGUCAGAUAUUUUUGGGGAACACUUAUCACCUGGGGAUGAGACCGGGACCAGAGCUCAUUGAAAAAGCAAACGGGUUGCACGGCUUCAUGAACUGGAAAGGAAAUCUGCUUACGGACAGUGGGGGAUUCCAGAUGGUGUCCCUGGUCGAGCUAUCAGAGGUGACAGAGGAAGGUGUUAAGUUUAAGUCACCUUAUGAUGGCCAGGAGAUUCUGCUCACACCAGAACAAUCCAUAGCCAUCCAAAACAGCCUAGGCUCUGACAUCAUCAUGCAGCUGGAUGACGUGGUAAGCAGCACCAUCUCUGGGCCGCGGGUGGAGGAGGCCAUGUGGCGCUCCAUCCGCUGGCUGGACCGCUGCAUCGCUGCCAACAAGAAUCCGCACCGGCAGAACCUGUUCGCCAUCAUCCAGGGUGGGCUGAACGCUGACCUGCGCAAGGCCUGUCUGGAGGAGAUGACUAAGCGGGAUGUUCCUGGGUUCGCCAUCGGUGGGCUGAGCGGAGGAGAGGAGAAGGAUGACUUCUGGAAGAUGGUGACCCUGAGUACUGACCACCUUCCCCGGCACAAACCCCGCUACCUCAUGGGAGUCGGCUACGCGGUGGAUCUGGUCGUCUGCGUGGCUUUAGGUUGCGACAUGUUUGACUGCGUCUUCCCCACCCGCACAGCGAGGUUCGGCUCAGCCUUGGUCCCCUGGGGAUCACUGCAGCUCAAACAAAAGCAGUACGCGAAGGACUUCCAGCCCAUAGACCCAGGCUGCUCUUGCGCCACCUGUAGGAGGCACAGCCGGGCGUAUCUCCACGCCCUUUUCAAGUGCGACACUGCGGCUCUGCACCACAUCACCAUCCACAACGUGGCCUAUCAGCUGUCACUCAUGAGUGCCGUGCGGGAGAGCAUCGUGGGAGGCCGGUUCCCCCAGUUUGUACGGACGUUCAUGAGGCGCAUGUUUCCCUCGCCGGAGCAAUACCCCAGCUGGGCUGUGGAGGCGCUGGCCUCAGUCAACAUCACCCUGGACUGCGUGAGCAAGGAUGAGAGAAACUGAGUGAAGUGGACAGUAUUGGACUUUCCCCAGGAACCAAAACAGUACACAGGAGCUGGAAACCUGGUUACCACUGUUUACGCAAGACUGUAUAUUUAAACUUUUUAAUGUUUUUAAUCCGCGAUAUUUGGAAACCAAUGGAAAGGUUUAGAAAACGAUCAGUGUAAAACUCUAAAGCACCAUGUUUCACACGCAUAGUUAUAUGAAAAUACUCCCGUUCAUUCUUUUUCAAUUAUCACUUUUUUUUACCAGUUGAUCUGAUAGAUUUAUACAGAUUUGUUUAUAGAGAUUUAAGGAUCGGCGGGUUUGGUGUGGACGUAGGGCGAUUGAGGCGAGUGGCGCUGUUGCCAUGGCGACCCGCGCUGCCGACGCGUUUGAGAACAUGCCCUCCUUUGCAUGUCCAUCUCCACCUGCUGCUGUUCCCUGAAAUACCAAGAGGUCGACGCUGGUUAUGAACGAUUAAAAACGGAUUCAAUAAUAAAAAUGAACCAUAAUCGCUUUUGCGGCUCCUCUUAAGCGCAAAAGUUUGUGGCAAAUUAAGGGUUUCCAUUAAGUAACGAAGUUUUGAUACACGGUGAGAUAUGUGGUAUACUUUGU